CUGAAAGUAUCCGUUACAAUUCUGUCCAGGAUGCAUAGAGCGGCAACCGCAAACAUCAGCGUGUGAUUGGAACUUAUAUCGGAAGCUUUACGGUUGAACGAGCAGUUAAUGCAGAAAUAAGCAGUAGAAAGAUCUUCAUCCACCCACUUCAUGUGUUUGGCGCCCCAGCUACAGCAGCAGGACACAAGCUUAAAAGGACGAGCAUUAGGGCAGCGUCGAAACGUUGCUGCAAGCGCAACAAUUGCGUCGACCGAACGUCUCAUCUAUUCAAAGCAGUACUGGAGCGACGUUAAAAGGAGAAAUCCGAGGCACUCUCGAGAAGAAUUCCUGUGCAACGUCAAGAGCGCUUUCGCUGUUGCUGCUGCUGCUGUGCGCGAUGCAAACGAAAAACAUGUUGCUAAUGGCAGAGCAGCACUGGGAAAUAGAACAGCAGUGCCGCCAUCACCCAAGUCAUCGUGUGUUUGUGUAGGACGUGUCAUCAUAGCCCACGGUGGAAAAAGGCUAGCUUUUCUAAGAAAGUUAGAUAUUUUCCGUUUCGGUCCCUAGACUAGACAGUCCCAUCCCAUCACCGGCGAUGCACAGCCUGGAGCGGGGUCUGCAGCUGAACAAAUAGAAGGCAAACACACAAUUUCAAUGAUAAUCAUCAUCUGAUAGCGGAAAUAAUCGCAACCAAUUUCGACACCGUGUUCCCCUCGUGCUGCCAGCUGCUGUGGGACGGGAGUUGAGCACAAAUUUUAAGGCGCACGACAGUGACGCCAUCAUUCGCCCAUUCGCCUCCAGGAUCUUGGGACGGUGACUGUUCUAUGCUGAGCUGUUCAAGCUCGGUCGGACAAAUCGGCAUCCUAGAAUAGCGGGGUGGGAAGUGUUGGGAUAAAUCGCAUCAUGUGUACGGGCACAAGCUGCGCGAGGACGAAAAUGAGUGCACGGACUGGUAAUGACACAGUGCAACAUUGCACCCAACCUAAGCGAACGGGUCGACGAAGGCCGGGAUGCGUUCGGGUUGGUGUGAUGGUGGUGCUGUUAUUAGUGCAAUUGCAGCUCAGCAUAUCGCGGGCAACGGAAGAGUCCGACUUUACGAAACAGUGCAGCAACUGCAAGUGCAGCUGGAAGAGCGGGCGCAAGAGUGCGGACUGCACGAACCAGCGGUUACCCGUGGUGCCACAGGAGCUGAGCAACGAGCUGCAAAUCCUCGACCUGUCGCACAACCAAAUAGACGAGCUGCCCUCGAAAACGUUCGAGGCCGCACAUCAGACCAACCUGCAGAAGCUGUACCUGCGGCACAACAGCAUGAAGCGGGUGGAUAGGGAUGCGUUCCGCAACCUGACCAUCCUGAUCGAGCUCGAUUUGGCGAACAACAAUCUGACCGCGCUCGAGGCUGGCAUGUUUGAUGAUCUCACCAAGAUACGGGUGAUCAUUCUGAACAACAAUCAGAUCGAGCGGAUCGACAACAGCCUCUUCAAGGGGCUGCAGUUCUUAACGAAGGUGCAUCUGCGUAGUAACCGGCUGGUGCGGAUAGCGCAGAACAGCUUCGUCAACGUGCCGCACCUGUCCCAGAUCGAGCUCGACUACAACGAGCUGCAGUCGCUGCGGAAGGAAUCGUUCUCGGGGCUGGAAAAACUGACGAGUCUGUCGCUGACGAACAACCCCUGGAACUGCAGCUGUACGCUGCGCAGCUUCGCCGACUACGUGAUGACGAAGAAUCUGUACACCUCGCCGACGGCUUGCAGCGUGCCGAAGUCACUCGCCGGCCGCCAGUGGAACGAGAUCGUGCUGGAUGACUUCGCCUGCCCGCCGGGCAUCAUCGAGAACCGGAUGCAGUUUCCGAGCUCGAGCGAGAACGCCACGUUCAUCUGCAAGGUGACCGGACUGCCGUUGCCCAAAAUUGACUGGCUGUUUCAGAAGCGUCCCUUCUCGCGCCACGAUCAGCGGCUGCGCGUUACCGAAGCCGUGCGGACGAGUACGCGCGACCAGAGCGAGUAUCUCGUGUCGGAGCUGACCAUCGUUGGCGUGCGCCCGACCGAUCGGGGCACGUACGUCUGCAAAGCGACCAAUCGCGGUGGCAUCGAUGAAAGUGAACAGUUCUUCGACCUGAAGGCGGAUCCGCACCCGAUCACAUCGGCGACCCGCUCGAAGGACAUUCUGCAGAUCGUGCUGCUGGUCGUGGUGCUAAUACUGCUGUUCGUGGUUAUUGCAUGGGUAUUGCUGUACUGCAUCUGCUGUAAAAAGCGGCGCUUUAAGAAAAACUCUACGAUGAGCGAAAACGGGCUGAUGAACACGAAGAUGAUGGACAAAUCGCAGAACGAUUCGAUCCUGGACAGUGGGUCGGUCAUCGUGGAGAUGCAGAAGAGCCUGCUGACGGAGGUCAAUCCGGUGGAGAAGCCACCGCGACGGGUUGACAUAGAUGCGGGCGAAAAGGGCCCGGGAAGUGGCGGCCAGAGUGCCGGUAGCGUUGACUACGACGAGAAACACGAAGCCAAGCGAACGCUGCUGGAAGAGACUGGUUUUGUCGCCCAGGAUGAGGAAACAGCUUCGGUGGCGCUGUCGGACACGAACCCGCGCUCUCGUGCCACCUUCGUAGAUGACGGGUGCGGGACCAACCUGCCGCCGGAUCUGCUCGCGUUCCCGGCCCGCUUCCCACAGUCGCCCUCGAUACAGAGCUCGAUGUCGAACAUCCACGAUGGGCGCAUCUACGGUAAAUCGCCACUGGCCAGUCCCAUCUACCAGACCGGGCCAGGCACCAGCUUAGGUGGGAGCGGUUCCAGCCAAAUGCCCGCCGGUUUCCGCACACUGCAGCACCCGAAAACGGGUCGAACGAUAGCGAUUGCGGCCGGCCGCGCUAACUCACCGUUUACGCCGGCCCCACUGAUCUAUCCGCCGGUUGCGAUGAAGCACCAGGGCUACGUGACAAUCCCGCGCAAACAGCGUACCCCCAGCUGGACGCCGUCGAUGAGCUCGGCGGUGACGGCAGAACUGUUGCCGGUGGGUGGCCAUAGUGGCGCCACCAGUCCCACCUCUCCUAUCGACAUGUCGCUCAGUAUGUGCGAACCGGUAUACGACAACCUGGGUCUUCGGACGACGGCCUCCGGCAACUCGACGCUCAAGCUCAACAAGACGGCACACCGGGGGUCUCCGCUUGGGUCCACCGCGUCCGGUACCGCGCUCACGUCAACACCGAUGGCAAAGUACAGCAUGAAGGAUCGACCAUUGCCCGCCACUCCCGGUGGGCAAACGGCCACGCCCAACAGUACCGUGUUGGGACACGGCGGUGGUAACUACGAGGCUAUACCCGAGGCACUGCCCUACACGGGACAAUCAACGGCCGCCAGCUUGAGCGGGUUCGACCUAGAUCAGUCCUCCAUCUACGGUCCAGCGAUGACGACGAAUCGUAGCAAAAUCCCGCCGAGACCACCGCCCAAACCGAAGAAGAAGCCGUCACCGGUGGGCCUCGUUACGACCGGUGACGACCAGCGGUCAGCGCCGAGUGGCCAGGUUCCGAAAAGCAGCACCAACACCAGCACAAGCCCGCUGGUGGUCGAGGAAUGUGACGACGGUACUGAGGUCUAGUGGGAGCCGAGGCUCACCUUCCGCCACGGGACCAACAAACUCGCUCGUAGCGCAUCACCCAACCGGGACGCAGGACGGCGUGGGCGAGCGUGUAUUGGGUAGACCUGUUAGUACGGUAGUGCGUGAGUAUGAAAGCCCUUAAUUUAAUUCUAGCAUUUAGCAAGUUCUCCCCCACUGUACGUAUCUGACCGCGCAUAGUUUCACCAAACUCUUAACGAUCGAAUCGAGUGGAAGGUCUGGUACGGUACUGGAUGGACGAAUAUGUGGCGAACGCGUGCAACGCACAGUAAAAUAAAAAAAAACAAUAGCGUAAACGAAAUGCAAAACGAUAGCGAUCCUUGCGUGGACGUGGAAAAAGACA
Messenger RNA from Anopheles moucheti, 3925 nucleotides. RefSeq names its product leucine-rich repeat-containing protein 24 (gene kek5). Bases 883 to 3564 code for a protein of 893 amino acids. Lineage: Eukaryota; Metazoa; Arthropoda; Insecta; Diptera; Culicidae. The transcript has 4 exons. The record is from RefSeq and is a predicted model, not a curated record. Gene Ontology annotation, molecular function: protein binding.